This is a messenger RNA of Prunus armeniaca (apricot), 1059 nucleotides long. Lineage: Eukaryota; Viridiplantae; Streptophyta; Magnoliopsida; Rosales; Rosaceae. The record is from the annotation of a GenBank genome assembly.
AUGGAGGGAAGAAAGGCAUUUGGUUGGGCAGCCAAAGACACUUCUGGAAUUCUUUCUCCCUAUUCAUUCAAUCUAAGGAAAACAGGUUCAGAAGAUGUAGUGUUGAAGGUUUUGUACUGUGGAGUGGACCACACAGAUCUUCAUAAGAUGAGAAAUGAGAUUCACAGUACCAAUUACCCUUUGGUUCCUGGGCAUGAAGUGGUGGGAGAAGUGGUGGAGUUGGGUUCAGAGGUAAAGAAAUUUAGAGUUGGGGACUUGGUGGGAGUUGGGUGUAUAGUUGGGUCCUGUGGAGAAUGCCUGUCUUGCCAAUCCAACAUGGAGCAAUAUUGCCACAACAAAAUCUUCACUUUCAAUGAUACCAACAAAGAUGGAAGCCCCACAAGGGGAGGCUUCUCCUCUGCCAUGGUUGUUCAUCAAAGGUUUGUGGUUCGAAUACCCAAAAAGCUAGCACCGGAUCAGGCAGCUCCAUUGUUGUGUGCUGGGGUGACAGCUUACAGUCCCCUGAAGCAAUUCAUGGGUUCUAAUAAGGUUCUCAACGCAGGGAUAUUGGGUUUAGGAGGAGUUGGUCAUCUGGGUGUGUUAAUUGCGAAGGCAAUGGGUCACCAUGUGACUGUGAUAAGCUCUUCUGAUAAGAAGAGGGAAGAGGCCUUGGAAAUUUUAGGUGCAGAUGCUUUUCUGGUGAGCUCCAAUGCAGCUGAGAUGGAGGGAGCUGCUAAUAGCCUUGACUACAUUCUUGACACCGUGCCAGCUUUGCACCCGCUGCGAUCAUACCUUUCGCUGCUCAAGGUUGAUGGGAAACUCAUAAUAGUUGCUGCUGUACCUAAGCCUCUGCAGUUUGAUGCAGUUGACAUAAUUCUAGGGAAGAGGACGAUUACCGGGAGCUUCAUCGGCAGCAUGGAAGAAAAUCGGGAAAUAUUGGAGUUUUGGGCAGACAAGGGUUUGAAGUCUUUCAUAGAGACUGUAACGAUGGAUUAUGUUAACGAGGCAUUUGAGAGAAUGGAAAGGAAUGAUGUGAGGUUUAGGUUUGUCCUGGAUGUAGCUGGCAGUAACCUGGAAUGA